Messenger RNA from Trachymyrmex septentrionalis, 2097 nucleotides. RefSeq names its product cilia- and flagella-associated protein 97-like. The transcript is spliced from 2 exons. The record is from RefSeq and is a predicted model, not a curated record. Bases 218 to 970 code for a protein of 250 amino acids. Lineage: Eukaryota; Metazoa; Arthropoda; Insecta; Hymenoptera; Formicidae. Gene Ontology annotation, biological process: spermatogenesis.
AGCUGAACUAUCUUAUCGAUUAUACUCGGAAUCGAUUUAUUGAUUAGACUUCUCGAGCGUAUCAAGCAUGAAAUUUUGUUGACCGUUUGGUCGGCAUAGUUACCGUUUGGUUUUAUUUGAGCCGUGUGAAUCACGUUUUGUUUCAUCGCGUGAUCAUUAGUGAGAAUUUCGCAUUCCUUGCUGAUCUCACUCUGCCCCCUUCGAUAAUCAUCUCGCUAUGGCGAAGCAGAAUGAAACAAACAUCUGUGAAUGUCGGUACGCUUUUAAAGAAGGUCCGCAAGAAAUGAAAGACAACUUCAAUAACUUCCCGAAUAUUCACGAGAUCGAAGAGGCAGAGAGCGAGACCGAAGAAAUAACGGCUUUAGACCAGCUAGGUCUUUUUGCUUCGAAUGAAGAAGUUGUACAGAAAACUAAGGACACGUCAGACGACGAAUCCGUGUACAUAGGCGAGUCUUUCUGCUCCGACGAGUCCUGCGAUGAAUCCGAAGUUACCAAUGUCACAUCAGGAUCACUAAAUUCUUCGUCUUUGAUCCAUGUUACUGAUCUCCCGCUCAGUCAGAGUUCGAAGGAACAGGAAAUUGAAGUUAGUGAGUUAAGCUGGAAAGACAAUUGUCAGGAUGAGUCUUAUUUGUCCAGUGAUGAACUGCCUCGUGUCACCACAGCAGAUAGGUUUACCAAGUCAAGAAAGUGCAGACGUUGGAACAUGAGCUUCACCGACGAGGAAAUGCGUAAGAUUGAGCGGGAGAACGAGCUACUGCUGAGAAAGAUUAUGGCACAACAGAAACCUCGGCACAAAAUCCUUGGUGAGGAUAUCAUUCAAUCUAGGAUUAGCAGUUCUGCGAUAAAUAGGAAGAAGUUGCAAAAGAAGAUAGAAAAUGAUAACAUGCUACUCCUAAGAAGGAUACAACAGGCGAAAUCUUGCGUUUUCACAAAUACGUCGAAAAUGGGUUGUAGAUUGACCUUUUUGUAGAAUUUUUACAAUAUUGAAAAGAUACGAUUCAUCUCGUUAUGAAACAAAAUCAACCACAUCAGCGGACUAAGAUAAUCAACUGCUACUGUAAAGAGAAAACAUUAGCGUAUAAAUCAAAAAAUUAGGCCUUAUCAUUUUUUAGUAUGGUUCCUAAGUGAUCGCAACUCUAUUAGGUCGUGCUGUCAUAAGCGAGAAAUGACAUGUAGAAAUUUCUUACAUGCUAUUUGUAAAUAAAGAGUUUAAGUGAAAUAAGAUAAUGAGAUCGCUUUAAAACACUUAUAAAAAUGAGUCAAGCUAUGCUUGUCUCUAAUGAUAGUAAAUAAGUAUAAAAGGCAAGAGAAGUAAAAAUACGUGUAAGAUUUUCAUUUUAUGUACCUUUUACGACUAUUUACUGAUUCGAGGGAGAGAGAGGGGGAGAAUAGGAUAGCUUCGGUUCAUUUUUACAAGUGUUUUAGCACUUCCAUAUGUUUCAUUUUCUUUCUUUACAAAUGUUAUGUAAGAAAUUUCAACGUCUCGUUUCUUAUGACUUCACAAUUCAAUAUAAUCACGGCGACUAGUUGAAAGCUUUAAAUGUAAUAUUUAUGUAAAUGUCAAUUUUGAAACAACUUACGAUGGAUUUCGACUUUAUAAAGAAAAAUCCUCUGUAAAGUUCGUACUUUCUCGAAUACAAAACAUUAUGCUUUUUUGUGACUUCUUUAUUAAAACACAACGAUUACCAGUCUUGAAGAAUAGGUACACAUUUCUUUAACUUCACAUUUUGUGUAUACGGCGCAAUCUUGUAAACUCGUCUCUUGAAAAUUUGCUUGAAGCUAUCUCUACAAGACUAUAAAAAAUCACAGUUCUCACUCAUCUCAAAUAACUUAAUUAUCACUCAUGGUUAAUAUAAAAAAUCGGGAACUCUCGAAUAUUGUGACGAUUCUCUUUUUCUUUCUUUUUUCCCUUGCACUAUAUCAUAGACAUAGUAUCCAUUACAUUUAUAUACGAGCAAUAUCGUAAGAGAAGAGAAAGGGUGUAUUGUGUGUGUCAAGGAGCAAAUUAUAAAUUUCUGUAGAAGUAAUGUAUAAUAUAGUUUCCUUUAAAUCAAUGUGUGCUGCGAUUAUAAUAUGAAACUGUAUUUCUUUUUUUAA